This is a messenger RNA of [Torrubiella] hemipterigena, 2007 nucleotides long. NCBI's taxonomy places the organism in Eukaryota, Fungi, Ascomycota, Sordariomycetes, Hypocreales, Clavicipitaceae. The record is from the annotation of a GenBank genome assembly.
CCCGCCUAACGUGACAUGCACAUGAUACCGCAGAUAACCCAUGCAUACAUAAAGCAUCUCCAAAUAGAUGAGGGGUAAUCCUUCCUUUUGUAAAGUCCUCAUUCUAUUACCACAAUGACCGCAAUUGUAGCUCGCCCCAAUGGUACCGACCAUCUUAAUGUGCUUGACACUGUAGAUGUCGCGACAGAGCCUAUUACCGUGCAGCCAAGGGUCACAAAUGGCGCCGCUACCAGCGCACGUCCUCGCUUUUCCUAUGCAACUGCUACCACUUUGCCAUUGGUAGAUAGAUUCAUUGAUGAGCCACGGUCGCUGCGCGUUGCCGUUGUUGGUGGUGGGCUAACUGGUAUUCUGGCGGGUAUUCUGCUGCCUCGCAAGGUCCCUGGGAUUAAGCUUACCAUUUAUGAGAAGAAUCCUGAUUUUGGUGGAACGUGGCUCGAAAACAUCUACCCGGGAGUACGUUGUGACAUUCCAUCGCAUGUCUACCAGGCGACAUUUGCCCCGAAGAAAGACUGGUCUGACGAAUUUGCGUCGGGCGCAGAGAUUCGAGACUAUUGGCAAGAUGUAGCUCGCCAAUACGAUCUAUACAAGUAUGCAAGAUUUAAUGAGCGAGUGUUGGCAGCAGAGUGGUAUACCACGAAUAGCACCUGGCAAGUCACAAGCAGCAAGGGCGACAAGUCAAUAAAGGAGGAAUACGACUUUGUAUUGACUGCCGUCGGCCGCUUCAAUACCUGGCAGCUCCCAGACUACCCAGGCUUGUCCGACUUCCAAGGGCUGCUGCGCCAUACAUCGAAUUGGGAUGCAACCUUUGAUCCAGCAGGCAAGCGAGUCGCCGUCAUUGGCAACGGAGCCAGCGGCAUCCAAGUUGUGUCCAGCUUGCAAAACCAGGUAGUUCAGCUUGACCACUACGCGAGAAGCAAGACGUGGAUUGCGUCAUCAUGGGCAGGCGACGACCGAACACUAGAGCCGCAGCCCAUCUCCCAGGAGAAACAGGCCCAGUGGCAAGCGGAUGACGCAGCGUAUCUCGAGUUUCGAAAGACCAUGGAAGAUAAAUACUGGCGCAGAUUCCGCACAUUCAUCAAAGACUCGGACGAAAACGCAGCCCUACGAGAGCGGUUUACCGACGUGAUGAAGUCGCGAUUAGGCGACAAGGCACAUUUGGCCAAAGACAUGGUACCAGACUUUUCACCCAAUUGCCGUCGUUUGACACCUGGCCCUGGCUAUCUCGAGGCCAUUGGGCAAGACAAUGUCGACUACAUCCAGACGCCGAUUCGACGCUUCACUGCGACUGGAAUUGAAACAGAGGACGGCAAGCAUCGCCCUGUAGAUGCCAUCUUUUGCUCCACGGGAUCCCGGCGAGACUUUGUCCCUGCAUUUGAAAUUGUGUCCCAAGACACGACUCUCGCGGAAGUCUGGGCAGCGGAUGGCGAGCACGGCUUUCCAUACAGCUAUCUUGGUGUUGCUGUGCCAGGCUUCCACAAUCUACUACUAAUACAAGGACCUCACGGGACAGCACCGUCAGGAACCGUUCCACACAGCGUGGAAAGCCAACUGGCUUACAUUGCCAAAGUACUCCGCAAAGUCUCCCGAGAGGGCAUCAAGUCUGUGCGGCCGUGCAAGGCUGCCGCCGACGAUUUUCUUGCCUAUUGCGACUCAUUCUUUAAAGAGUCUGUUGUUUCUGAGACUUGCAGUUCGUGGUAUAAUGGUGGAAUUCCCGGGUCUAGAGUACAUGGCAUCUGGCCUGGCAGCGCAGCCCAUCUGACUAUUGUACGGCGUGACCCGCGAUGGGAGGACUUCAAGUACGAGUAUAUAGCCGAGAGCAAUGGAAACAGAUUCAUGGGAUAUUUGGGCAACGGAUCGACGAGAAAGGAGCAAGACGCAGAGAGCGACAUGACUACCUACCUGCACGAAGCGGUUGACUUACGUGAUGUCCACGAGAGCUGGCACACCAUUCCAUAGAGUAGAACUAGGCUACUGUAGACGGUCAUACGGAAAUAAUUAAACCGAGAU